AUGUGGAGAAGAGGACCUGACGGAGCUGGAACUUUGUGCAAUGCUUGCGGAGUAAAAUGGAAACAAGGAAAGAUUUUACAGGGACCAAAUGCUAGUCGAACUGCGGAGGGAGACGCAAAUAAUGCAGCAUCGAGUUCUAAAUCCCGAAAAUAUUCGUUAUCAGCAGUACCUUCAGCAAAAUCUAAAAAGAAGUCAGGUAGAUCACUUUCAAUGAGUGAAGGUGCGGGUGCGUUAACAUACAUUGGUAAUGAUGAUGGUCGUGAAAAGGUCUCAGAAACUUCAGGGGGGGGAUUUACAAACAGUGGUUCACAAAGGAUUGGGUUAGGCAAAAGAGCAUCUACAAAGAAAGCGAUUACAUCCACUGUUCUAGGUGAAUUUGCGGCGUCACCAGACGCUGAAUCUCCAGACAAUGUAACAAGUCCUUUACGUUCACCUUCGGUGAUUCCACCAUCAGGAUUACCAACACCACAAGUUACUGUAGUACCAACGACAUUAAUUCCAACAUCAUCACGUACCACAUCUAUAACGUCACAAGGAAUAGGAGUAGGAGGAUAUCCAAUUAAUUUAAAAUUGAAUUCGAUAUUAUUUGGUACUGGAGGAGGAAGUACAUAUUUUUCCCAACCAAAUUGUUCAGCUGAAGUUUUUGAAAAUUAUUUAAAAGUUAAAUUAACCAAAGAUGGAUAUGAAAAAACGGAA
Dentiscutata erythropus is the source of this 696-nucleotide messenger RNA. The record is from the annotation of a GenBank genome assembly. NCBI's taxonomy places the organism in Eukaryota, Fungi, Glomeromycota, Glomeromycetes, Diversisporales, Gigasporaceae.